AUGUGUGGUAAGAAGCAUCAAGUGGUGUGUCGUUUGGGCACAAAUGGUUGCUUUGGGUGCGGUCAGCAGGGCCACUUCUUGACGGAUUGUCCAUCAGCAAAGCAGAACAAUGGAGUCAAUGUAGCUCAGUCCACUAAUUCAGCAGCCCAUCAUAACUCUCAGGCUCAGCAAGGGCGCGGCGCAGCAAAGUCUAAUAAUGCAGGCGGUGGACGAAACCGCUUGUAUGCACUGGCAGACUAUCAGGAUACAGAGGCUCGUGGAGAUGUUGUCACGGUCUUAGAAUGGAAGGGUGACGCAGUAACACCUAGGGGUAGGUUUAUUUCCAACCUUAAAGCCAGCAAGAUGAUCUCCAAGGGAUAUAUCUACCACCUGGUUCGAGUUAAGGAUGCAGAUGCUCAGAUUCCCACUCUCCAAUCGGUACCAAUUGUAAAUGAGUUUCCAGAAGUGUUUCCCGAAGAUCUCCCUAGAGUCCCUCCCGAUAGAGAGAUUGACUUUGGAAUUGAUCUACUUCCAGGCACUAAGUCGAUAUCUAUUCCGCCUUAUAGAAUGGCUCCAGCAGAGUUAAAAGAGUUAAAGGUCCAGUUGAAAGAUCUUCUAGAUAAGGGAUUUAUAAGGCCAAGAAAAGCAAAUGUUGUAGCCGAUGCUCUCAGUCGGCGUUCUAUGGGCAGCUUAGCUCAUGUUGAGGCAGACAAGCAAACUAUGGUGAAGGAAGUCCACCGCUUAGCAAGUCUAGGAGUUCGACUUUUGGACUCCGAAGAUGGUGGUGUUGUUCUCCAGAACAGGGCUGAAUCCUCCUUAGUAGCUGAAGUGAAGGAAAAACAGUUCAGUGAUCCCUACUUAUUGCAGUUGACGGAGGGAAUUCACAAACACAAGACUAUGGCUUUUGAACAAGGGGGAGAUGAUGGUACUUUGAGAUACAGAGGCAGACUAUGUGUUCCAAACGUAGAUGGGCUCAGAGAGAUGAUUAUGUCAGAAGCCCACAAUUCUAGGUAUUCUAUUCACCCAGUAAAGGCUACAGAUUCGGCCGAGGAUUAUGCCAAGUUGUAUAUCAAAGAAAUUGUCCGAUUGCAUGGGACUCCCUUGUCCAUUAUCUCAGAUCGUGGUGCUCAAUUCACAGCAAACUUUUGGAAAUCCUUUCAGAAGGGAUUGGGCACAAGGGUGAACCUCAGCACCGCUUUUCAUCCUCAGACAGAUGGACAGGCGGAACGCACCAUUCAGACUCUGGAGGAUAUGUUGAGGGCAACUAAGGAAAUUGCUUCAGUAAAAGUUCUUUGGAGGAAUCAAAAGAUUGAAGAGGCUACAUGGGAAGCCGAGGAGGACAUGAAGUCCAGAUAUCCCCAUCUCUUUGAAGGGCAAAAGGAAAAUAUGGAAGGUGGGCGCCUGAUUACUGAAACUGGAAUUGUAGUCCCUUGUUCUCCAGGUGGGCUUCUAAUUGCUGAUUUUGAACUUUUUCUCCCUGUUCUCCAAGCGGGUACCUGA
Messenger RNA from Nicotiana attenuata, 1479 nucleotides. RefSeq lists its product as uncharacterized. Lineage: Eukaryota; Viridiplantae; Streptophyta; Magnoliopsida; Solanales; Solanaceae. The coding region runs from base 1 to 1479 and encodes 492 amino acids. Gene Ontology annotation, biological process: DNA integration. Gene Ontology annotation, molecular function: zinc ion binding; nucleic acid binding. The record is from RefSeq and is a predicted model, not a curated record. The transcript has 7 exons.